This is a messenger RNA of Naumovozyma dairenensis CBS 421, 2247 nucleotides long. It is a transcript of the gene PMT6, whose product is annotated as dolichyl-phosphate-mannose-protein mannosyltransferase PMT6. NCBI's taxonomy places the organism in Eukaryota, Fungi, Ascomycota, Saccharomycetes, Saccharomycetales, Saccharomycetaceae. The record is from RefSeq and is a predicted model, not a curated record. Gene Ontology annotation, biological process: protein O-linked glycosylation via mannose. The transcript has a single exon. Gene Ontology annotation, molecular function: dolichyl-phosphate-mannose-protein mannosyltransferase activity. Bases 1 to 2247 code for a protein of 748 amino acids. Gene Ontology annotation, cellular component: endoplasmic reticulum; membrane.
AUGUCUGCUUCAACAGGAAUUGAAUCACAUAGUAUUGAAAAUAAACUCAGGAAGAGAGCAAGCAAUGAAGAUGCUGUUAUAACGAAUAAUAUCGACAUUGGAAAACAUUCCAAUGAGACAUAUGUUAAGACCAAAAUGUAUAUGGGAAAAAGGUUUGAUCUACGAGGAAUAACAUCAAUUGCAAGCCCUGCUCUCUUCACGAUUCUCUCAUUCUACCUUCGUUUCAAAAAUAUUGACAAAAAUAAUCACGUAGUGUGGGACGAAGCUCAUUUUGGUAAAUUCGGUUCCUAUUAUAUAACACAUGAAUUCUAUCAUGAUGUCCACCCGCCAUUGGGUAAAAUGUUAGUCGCAUUGAGUGAAUAUCUCGCCGGCUUUGAUGGUCAUUUCAGCUUUGAUUCAAAUACAAAAUAUCCAUCAGAAAUGAAUUUUAAAUUCAUGAGACAAUUCAAUGCAACUUUUGGUGCGUUAUGUGUCCCCUUAACGUUCUUUACUGCCAAAAAUUUGGGGUUUAGUUGGCAAACUACUUAUUUAGUUACAUUAAUGGUCACUUUGGAACAUUCAUAUAUUACAUUGUCCAAAUUUAUAUUAUUAGAUUCAAUUCUAUUGUUUUUCACUUUGACUACAUUUGCAUGUUUAGUGAAGAUUUACACUUUGAGAAAGAAGCAAUUGACAAGAAAAUGGUCACUAUGGAUGUUAUUGACAGGGAUUUCUGUGGGGUGCGUAUGCUCUGUGAAAUGGGUUGGUCUGUUUAUUACAAUUGUCGUCGGUAUCUAUACACUAAUGGAUUUAUUUUCAUUACACCACGAUGAGAAUCUAUCAAGGGUAAAAUACUAUAAGCAUUGGUUAAUCAGAAUUAUAGAUUUAAUAAUCAUACCAUUCCUAAUUUAUAUGUUUUGCUUUAAGAUCCAUUUUGCCUUACUUUAUAAAUCAGGGACAGGAGAUGCAUCAACGAACACUUUAUUUCAAAUUAAUUUAGAAAAUACAAAGAUUGAGAUUGGUCCACGGAAUGUCGCGUUCGGUUCCGAAGUAACUAUCCGAUCUCAUGGUCUCAGUCCUAAUUUAUUACAUUCUCAUGUCCAACUUUAUCCAGACGGUUCAAAACAACGUCAAGUAACAGGUUAUGCUCAUUCAGAUGCGAAUAACAAUUGGGAAUUCCAUUUCGCAGACCAUAAUUAUUCACCAAAUGAUACUAUCAUCCGCGAUGUUAUGGACGGUAUGGAUAUUAGAUUAGUGCAUAAGAAUACACGUAAUAAUUUACAUUCUCAUAAAAUUCCAUCACACGUUUCCCGUGGUAAUUUCGAAGUUUCAGGGUAUGGCAAUGAUGAUGAUUUUGUAGAUAGUAAUGAUAUUUGGACCAUUGAAUUGGUGGAUCAAUUAGAUUCGUCUAAUCCUAACUAUCCUAAAGAAGACCCUACUAUAUUACACCCAGUAUCAACAUUUUUCAGGUUGAGACAUAAGAAAUUAGGUUGUUAUCUUGCAUCUACUGGAUUAACUUAUCCUCAAUGGGGGUUCCAACAGGCAGAAAUUGUCUGCAAAAAUUCGUGGAGCAAAAGGGACAAAGCAACUUGGUGGAAUGUAGAGGAUCAUUGGAAUAGUCGUUUAACUGUCGCUGAAGAGUAUUUGCCACCGAAAUCUAAGUUUUGGACAGAUUUUGUCCUUAUAAAUUUCGCAAUGGCCUCAUCUAAUAGUGCAUUGAUCCCAGACCAGGAUAAGUUUGACCCCCUAGCUUCAGAACCAUGGGAAUGGCCUACUUUACAUAAAGGUUUAAGAAUGUGUAGUUGGUCUCGCGAUUCUUAUAGAUAUUACCUAAUGGGAUCACCGUUCAAUACUUGGAUCUCCACCUUAUCAUUAUUUGGCUUCGUGUUACUGAUGCUAAGAAUUAUCUUCAAAUGGGGGAGACAAACAAUCAAUUUAACUGAAGAUCAAAUUUGGAAGUUAUUGAUAACUGGGGUCUUCCCAUUUUUUUCCUGGAUAAUGCAUUUCUUACCGUUUGUUAUGAUGGGAAGAGUUACGUAUGUUCACCACUACGUUCCUGCAUUAUAUUUCGCGAUCUUAGUGUUUGGGUUUGUAAUCGAACAACUCUUCGUUUCUGCUCAUCCUAUUAUCAAGUAUCCAGCAUUUAUAAUAUUGGCGACAGGCUGCAUAUGGGUAUACAUAAUAUUUGCUCCAAUUUGUCAGGGGCUACAUGGUCCAUUAACUCAAUACCUUCGUUUACAAUGGUUACCAUCGUGGGAUAUUAUAAUUUAA